Molecule: messenger RNA, 8785 nt
Organism: Salvelinus fontinalis (brook trout)
Lineage: Eukaryota; Metazoa; Chordata; Actinopteri; Salmoniformes; Salmonidae
Product: CD151 antigen-like
Exons: 8
Coding region: 6289-7062 (257 amino acids)
Cellular component (GO): membrane
Source: RefSeq, a predicted model, not a curated record
UUCACAACGAAAAUAUAGUCGUCGCAUAAGUAUUCAAUCCCUUUGUUUACGCAAUCUUAAAUUAGUUCUGGAGUUAAAUGUGGUUUAACAAAUCACAAGGUAUGUGGACUCUGUGUAAAAUAAUAGGGGUUGACAUUCUUUUUUUAAUGACUAACUCUUGCUCUGUCCCGUACAUACAACAUAUGUAAGGUCCCUCAAUCAAUUAUUGAAUUUCAAGCACACAUUAAACUACAAAGACCAGGGAGCUUUUUGAAAGCCUCAUGAAGGGCAGUGAUUGGUAGAUUGAUAAUAAUAACGAAUCAGACAUUAAAUAUCUCUUUAAGCAUGGUUACGUUUUUAAUUAUGCUGUGGAUUAUAUAUUAAACCACCCAGACACAUCAGAUAGUCAUCCUUCUGAACUGAGCUGCAAUCAGGAAUGAAACUGCUCAGCGAUGUAUGUUACCCUGACCUAAAUAACAGAGUGAAAAGAAGAAUACCAAUAUUCCAAAACCUGCAUUAUGUAUGGAACAAGGCACUAAAGUAAUACUCCAAAAAAAGCCUUAUGUUUGGGGCAAAUCCAGCACAUCACUGAGUAACUGCCUCCUUAUUUUCAAGCACGGUGGUGGCUGCAUCAUGGUAUGAGUAUUCUUGACAUUGGCAAAUACUGGGGGAGAGGAAUUCACUUUUCAGCAGGACAAUAGCCUACAACACAAGGCCAAAUCUACACUGGAGUUGCUUACCAAGAACACAUUGAAUGUUCCUGAGUGGUCAAGUUAGUUUUGACUUAAAGCUUGAAAAUCAAUCAUAUCAAGCUUUAUGUAUAUAGCACAUUUCAGACAUGAUUACAAUGCAAUGCGCUUCACAGGAAAAAACUAUAAAAAUACAAUAAAAAUACAAACAGAAAUAACAGAGGAUAAAAAAGAAAAGAAUAACAAUAAAAAUUGAAACACUAAAAAAGCUGAAGCUAAAAAUAUGUUUUAAGAUCUCUUUUAAAAAUGUCCAAAGUUUCAGCCCUCAGGUUCUCUGGCAGACUUUUUCAGAGUCAGGGGGCAUAGCAUCUAAAGGCUGCCUCACCAUGUGUCUUGUGCCUAGGCUUUGGGAUAGUUAAAAGGCCAGUUACAGAGGACCUGAGGGACCUACUGAGUACAUAACUCCAAAGCAUGUCUGAUAUGUAAUGGGGUGCAAAAUCGUGGAUUGAUUUAAAAACCAAUAGAAUAAUUUUAAAAUGUAUUCUAAAACUCACAGGAAGCCAGUGCAGAGACUUUAAAACCAGUGUAAUGUGUGCUCUCACUCUGGUCUUGUUCAGUACCCAUGCUGCAGCAUUCUGUAUGUUUUUCAGUUGACCAAUUUAUUUAUUGGUUAUACCAGACGUGAGAGCAUUACAGUAGUCAAGCCUGCUUGUAAUAAAAGCAAUGAUGAGUUUCUCUGUAUCAGCCUGAGAUAGAAACGGACACACCAUGGCAAUGUUCCUCAUGUGCUAAAAAGCUAUUUUGGUUACAUUCCUAAUGUGUGAUUCAAAAUUGAGUUCAGAAUCUAAAAUGACACCUAGGUUUUUUACCUGGUGUUUUAUCUUUAUUGCCUGUGAAUUAAAAUGCGGUCAGUUUCUCUCUGUGCUUUGGCUCCAAUAUUAAGCACUUUGGUCUUGUCUUGAUUUAGCUGAAGGAAGUUGUGAGCCAAGUAUUUAAAUCACUAAUAUAGUCUAAUUUAUCUGUGGAGCUAAAAUCCUCUGUUGACACAGAAAUGUAAAGUUGUGUAUCGUCUGUGUAGCAGUGAAAAUCAAUGCCGUGCUUUCUGCUGCCAAGGGGUAACACAUAAACCGAACAGUAAAAUAUAGCAAGACUUAAAAAUAUUGCUGUCUAGACAUGAUCCCUAACAUCUUGACAGAGAUUGAAGAAUUUUGAAAAGAAUAAUGGGCAAAUAUUGCACAAUCGAGGUGUGCAAAGCUCUUCUAGAUUUACCGAAGAAGACUCACAACUGUAAUCGAUGCCAAAGGUGUUUCUAACAUGUAGUGACUCAGGGAGCUGAAUACUUAUGCAACUUCUAUAUUUUAGUUUUUUAAUUUCUAUUGAUCAAAAAUAACAAUGAAAUGCAUUUUAAUCCCACUUUGUAACACAAUGAAAUGUGAAGAAAUCCGAAGGGUCUGAAUAUUUGGGGCUCCCGAGUGGCGCAGCGGUCUAAGGCACUGCAUCUCGGUGCUAGAGGCGUCACGACAGACCUUGGUUAGAUUCCAGGCUGUAUCACAACUGGCUGUGAUUGGGAGUCCCAUAGCGCGAGGCACACAAUUGACCAGGCAUCGUCCGGGUUAGGGUUUCGCCGGGGUAGGCCGUCAUUGUAAAUAAGAAUUUGUUCCUAGUUGACUUGCCUAGUUUUUGUUAGUUCCUUAUGUCAUGUAGCCUAUUUUGUAUGACAGUUUGCAUGUCAUUCAAAGGAUCUAAUUAUAAUGAAUUGAGUUUCAAUUAGGUAUUUCAAUUGAGUUCUCUACAACCCCAUCAAAAUAAAUUUGUUUGGAAUUGUUUUAAACUAUUGUACACUGCAAGAAAUAUGGUGCCAGUCAUUUGCACAAUACCCCAUGCAUUAAUUAUUGUUUUUAUUUCUCAUUAAUCUAAUUAAUAAUAGUUUGACUAAACACAGGCCUAUAGCCAAUAUAAAAGUAUACAAAUGACAAAAUAAACCAUAUUCCUUCAAGUCCUAAACAUGCCCCGAACUGAAAGGGUUCAAAGCAUUCAAAUACUUUAAUGAUCUGUCAUGCACCGGAGACAAGUCAGUGACUACUCAUUGGUUAUGAGCCUAUUUCAGACAGGUGUGGUGUGUCUGGAGUAUGUCUGGUUGUCAGCGGUCUUGUAAUGAGCGGUAGGCGAUUCCAUUAAGGUUUAAGGAAAAAGGUGAUUUCAGUGUUCAAAAUGUGAACAUUUGCAAAGCUGUCAUCAAGGCAAAGGGGGACUACUUUGAAGAAUCUCAAAUAAAAAAUAUAUUUUGAUUAGUUCAACACUUUUUUUUGGUUACAACAUGAUUCCAUAUGUGUUCUUUUAUAGUUUUGAUGUCUUCACUAUUAUUCUACAAUGUAAAAAAAUAAGAUAAACCCUUGAAUGAGUAGGUGUGUCAACUUUUGACCGGUACUGUAUGUUUUCAAAGUGUUGAACCCUGUGUAUUGAAAGAGUAUGAUUUUGUGUCUCCGGUUUGGGAUUUAAGUUUGACCUCUUUAUGUGUUGUGCUCCUCCUUUGCACACAGUUAACUUUACUCAGUGGCUCUGUUUAUGUACAUAAUACAAUGAUGAGUUCCUGUCAAAGGUUUGUUUGAAUUUAAUUGACAGGGACACACUAAAUGGACCCCCCCUAACAGAUGGUGAACAGACACCGGGCAGGUUCAGUCGACAGACCCCCACACAAAUAUAGGCCGACAGACACUGUAAAACCAUGAAUGCUUGAUGAAGUAACCUACAUUGUCUACUAAUGCCAAAUGUAAGCAUGGUGAACUUAAUGAGUUGCUGCAUAUGGACUUCUCUAUAUUAGAUGCCAGAAAAGUUAUUCCACAAGAAAAGCUUUGGCUACUGUACGUAUAACAUAAUGAGAUAAUGUUAUAGAUAUUACCUUUUAUAACAUGAAUCCAAAUAUAUUAUUUGUCGCAUUAAUCAAAUAUGCACUCUCACAGUAUACAACGGUAACGGUCAGAUCAUGCAGCAUGAGAACGCAUGAUGCUGCUGUGAUCACUGUUAUAGUGAAUAUAAGCCCAUUCAAACAGUUCAGUACAGCACAAAGCAAAUACGUCUUUCCACAGCUGUUGCUUGCUAUGUAACCUCUACCCCAGGCUGGCCGGCCAAGUUGACUUGCAGUGUUACAGUAGGCUAGAGGAGGCUGUCUUGCAUUUUGUAUUAAUGCAAUUGUGUGUGCGCGUGCGGCGCAUGAGCGGUGUAGAGAAGGCAGUGAAAUUACAGUAGAGAAGGCUCUUAUAUUAGUGUUACAGAAAGCUUAGACUAGUACACUCUGGUACGGCAUGUGUGUGGGAGAGAGAGAAGGCUGGCAGAAGGAGGAGAGGGCAGGUCUGGACUUGACUGUUGAGUUAAAGGUGCUGCACGGUCAAUCCGACGUCUCCUUUGGCCGUGCACGAUAUGGCCUAGCCAGAAGUCAGGGCAUUCAUACUUCUUGCGCUUCGCAGAGCGGUUGUGAAGGAAGUUGUCAAGAAGGUGAGUUUGUGUUUAUACAGGACCAUGUGUGAAUUAAAUGGCUCAGACACAAGACGUAUGUGGCUGGGACUCCAGGCGAUCAGGCGUUAGAAAGGGAAAGCCAGCCACGUCGCGGACUCUGACGCCUCGCUCCCGGUUAAGAGAAACACCUUCUUCUUCCCCUCGCUUCGAAGAAACAAGUUCUUUUUUUAAUUUCACUAUUUUGUGUAUGUCCGUUACAUGAAAUCCAAAUAAAAAUCUAUUUAAAUUACAGGUUGUAAUGCAACAAAAUAGGAAAAACACCAAGGGGGAUGAAUCAUUUUGCAAGGCACUGUAAAAAUUGGUGGUGUACGGACUGUUGUUGAUCCUUACGGAUCACCCCCCACGGUUCGGUACGCAUGUGAACCGCAAAUCAAUUGCAAAGUUUAACCAUCAUCGUGUGAAAUACAGUUUUACUGCCGCUGUUACUUUUUAAAGUAGUAAUUCCCUAAAUCUCGAUGCAGCGUUGCAGUGAAAAGAUAAAGAUAAGAGAUGCGUGUUGUGUUUUGCUCUGAAGCCUGAAGGUUGAUUUAAUUCUUUUUUUAAAGCAGUUGCGUGUACUGUUCACGUGAACGGGGCAUGUUGAAUCCCAACAAAUCAAUCCUGGAUGCUCGCGUUGCAAAAAGCAAAGAAGAAAAAAGAGCAUUGACAGCCAUGGCUAGCAGAGGAGCUGAAGAACUGGAAAAGCCUCCCUCUUCAUUUAAGUCAUGUAUGGGAGCAUUUUGGCUUCACUGUCAAAUAUGAUGACGGAAGAAGGGUGGUGGACAACACCAUAACGGUGUGUAGGCAUUGUGCCACAAGAAAGCCGUAUGAUCAUGGAAAUACAUCGAGCAUGGCCACACAUUUAAAGCGUCAUCACCCUGGUGUGUCAGUGACGGGAGCCAACUCAGCCAAGACACAACUUCUCCCCGCGGCAUUUAAGCAGUCUUUUGCUGCAGAAUCAGACUGGACAAAAGCCAUCACCAAAUCUAAUGGGAUGUUUAUCGCUGCAGACAUGAGGUCAUACUCUGUUGUGGAAAGUGAAGGGUUUAUUAUUAUGGUGAAAGUGCUUGAGCCACGCUACGAAGUCCCCUCACCACAGACGGGUGGACCUCCAGGGCAACGGAAAGCUACGUGACUGCUCACUACACCACAGAGGAGUGGGAGAUGCAAAGUCCGGUGCUACAGACACGCCCCCUUUAUGAGAGUCACACAGUGACAAAUCUGUCGCAGGUACUGCUCGGACCAGUAGCAGAGUGGAAGCUAGAUAGGCCCAAUAGCAAUAACCCAUUCACCACAGAUAAUGCCAAGAACCAAGUAAAUGCAGUGAUAGAAGCUGGACUGGGGCCAGAGAUAGCUUGCUUUGCAUAUGUGAUAAAUUUAGCAUCCCAAAGGGGAAUCUCAGUGAACCAGAUGGACCGCCUCCUUGGGAGAAUCAGGAAGGUGGUUUCCUUUUUCCACUGACACACAACAGCUGCUCAUGUGCUUAAGACCAAGCAAGAAAUGCUACAGCUACCGACCCACAAGCUCAUACACGAUGUCACAACAAGAUGGAACUCCACUUAUGACAUGUUGGAGCGCUAUCUUGAGCAAAGACUACUUUCAUAGAUCUACUGCACUGGAUCCAAGGUUCAAGUCCCUGUCUCACCUAGACCCUGCCCUACACCGGAGGACAUACAGUGAUCUUACCACUGAGAUUGUGGCCACUGAAGAGGUAAAAAAAUAUAUACAAAAAUAAGAGUGAAUUACUUAAAUAAUAAAUAUACUGCAGUCUAAUCUUAGUCUAUGACAUUUGCUAUUAGAAUCAUCCAUUUUUUAUUUGAAAUAAUAAUGUUUUUUAUUAAAUGUUAUUGCCACAAUUAUAGUUCUAUGAAAAAUAAUUUGAAGUUAUAAGCUCAAGUCUGCUUUGCUUUCAUUUAUUUUUUUGAUGUGGACACAGGCAAAUUUUUUAUUCACUAUUGUUCAAAGGAAGAAGGUAUCAUGCCUGACUUUUAAGAUUUUUUUUAAACAUUGAAAAGUUCCUUGCUUUAAGUGUUCUUUAAGUAAUAAAUGGAAAGCAAAGUUAUAUUUGUCUCCCUUUUUUUUUUUUGCUGAUCCGAUCUGUGACUCAACUGUGAUACGAUCCGAACCCAUGGGGGCACCAGCGACAGCGUACGACGAGAAGAAGGAAACAUGCGGGACCGUCUGUCUGAAGUAUCUCCUAUUCACAUUCAACUUCCUCUUCUGGCUGGCAGGGGGCGUGGUGAUGGCGGUGGGCAUCUGGACGCUGGUGGAGAAGAGCGACUACAUCAGCCUGCUCUCCUCCGCGACCUACGCCGCCUCCGCCUAUAUCCUAAUCCUUGCCGGGGCCAUCGUCAUGGUGACGGGAGUGUUGGGCUGCUGCGCCACCUUCAAGGAGCAGAGGAGGCUGCUGAGAGUGUACUUUGUCUUGCUGCUGUGUAUCUUCCUGCUGGAGAUCCUCGCCGGUGUCCUGGCCUACAUCUAUUACCAGCAGCUCAAUGAGGAGCUGAAACAGAACCUGCGGGAGACCAUGGUGCAGAAGUACAAGCAGCCAGAGCAGGAGCACGUCACCAAAGCAGUGGACAAGCUGCAGCACGAGUUUAAGUGCUGUGGCAGCAACAGCUCAUCGGACUGGGGCGAGAGCGUGUGGAUCCGCACCAGUGAGGCAGAUGGCAGGCUGGUGCCGGAUAGCUGCUGUAAGACCCAGACUCUGAACUGCGGCCGCAGGGACCACCCAUCAAACAUCUACAAGGUGGAGGGGGGUUGUAUCACUAAACUGGAGAACUUCAUUUUGGACCACCUGAAGAUCAUUGGAGCGGUGGGCGUGGGCAUCGCCUGUGUACAGAUUGUGGGGAUGGUGUUUACUUGCUGUCUAUAUCGGAGUUUGAAGGCAGAGCCGUACUGAGAGUAGAACACGAAGAGAAGGAAAGGGGAGGGGUCUAGUCUCUGCCACCCAGUGUCAUCAUAUCCCAGCGACCCCGUUUAGUCAUGGGGUCUACCACUGUGCCAUGCAAACAGAAGAGGACGAUAUGUGUAAGGGUCUAAGAUGCACUUAGGAUAGUGUUUCUUAAUCCAUUCCCUGGGACCCUUUUGGUUCUAGCCUAGCACUAACUCCUCUGAUUCAACAGGGGUUGUAUUGGGCUAGAAUUCCUAGGGGGUCCCAACUUGGAAUGGAUAAUCAUAUUAUUUUCAAGAUAUUACAUGCUAUUUUAUCUACAAUGCUCUAUAUUUUGAUAGUCUGCAACAACAGAGCAGUUGGUAUAUACUAGUGUGAUGUAAAGAUCAGUGGACCAAAAUGGCCCGUGCAUGAGAACAGCUCGUCUUAACAUUGCAAUAAUCAUGACUGUGGCUUAAUGAGCGAGAUCUGACCUCUGGGGCCAAUUACCACGGCAACACAUUUUCUUUGUACAUCAAGUAGCUAUUUAUACAUUUACACACGUCUUUUACACGGUUUCUCUCAACUUUUUAAUUGUUAGUUUAUUUAAAAAAUGUUUAUCUUUUAAUACAAGGGAUUUCUCCACUUAUGCCAAAGUUGUCGUCAACACUGACUUUGUGUAAAAUCGUAUCAAACUGACUACUCCUGCAAGCCUUUUUCAUGUAUACUGAACAAAAAUAUAAAUGCAAUAAUUUCAAAGAUUUUUCUGAGUUACAGUUCAUAAAAGGAAAUCAGUGAAUUUAAAUACAUUCAUCAGGCCCUAUUCUAUGGAUUUCACAUAACUGGGCAGGUGUGCAGCCAUGGGUGGCCCUGGGAAGGCAUAGGCCCACCCACUUGUGAGCCAGGCCCACUCACUGGGGAGCCAAACCCAGCCAAUCGGAAUGAGUUUUUUCCCACAAAAGGCUUUAUUACAGACAGAAAUACUCCAACACCCCUCCCCCUCAGACGAUCCCACAGGUGAAGAAGCCAGAUGUGGAGGUCAUCGGCUGUCGUGGUUACAUGUGGUCUGUGGUUGUGAGGCCUGUAGGACGUACUGCCAAAUUCUCUAAAACAAUGUUGGAGGCGGCUUAUGGUAGAGAAAUUAACAUUAAAUUAUCUGGCAACAGCUCUUGUGGACAUUCCUGCAGUCAGCAUGCCAAUUGCACGCUCCCUCAACUUGAGACAACUGUGGCAUUGUUUUGUGUGACAAACCGGCACACUUUAGCAUUUUAUUGUCCCCAACACAAGGUGCACCUGUGUAAUUAUCAUGCUAAUAAGCUUCUUGAUAAUCCUUCCACCUGAUAGGUGUGGCAUAUCUUAGCAAAGGAGAAAUGCUCACAAACAGGGAUGUAAACAAAGUUGUGCACAACAUUUCAGAGAAAUAAACUUUUUGAGCGUAUGGAAAAUUUCUGGGGUCUUUUAUUUCUUCUCAUGAAACACGGGACCAACACUUUACAUAUUGCAUUUAUAUUUUUGCUUAGUAUAUAUUCUGAUUGUGUGCCUUUUUUUUUUUUUUUUUUUAAACCGAUGACAUUUUGCUUUUAUUCAAACCAUAAAUGUUAUUUUAUUGUGUAUUUAACAGACCAGUAGGAUGACUUGAUUAUAUGUAAAAUGUGCCUCAAAGACGCAAAAAACUAAUCAAACUGCUGUAUUGCUGUGUCAGUGUUCUACUAUACAUGGAGGUAUUUAGCUGAAAUAAACACAAUUAAACCUG